This is a messenger RNA of Colossoma macropomum (tambaqui), 1119 nucleotides long. RefSeq names its product mast cell protease 2-like. Gene Ontology annotation, molecular function: serine-type endopeptidase activity. The coding region runs from base 126 to 893 and encodes 255 amino acids. The transcript is spliced from 6 exons. The record is from RefSeq and is a predicted model, not a curated record. NCBI's taxonomy places the organism in Eukaryota, Metazoa, Chordata, Actinopteri, Characiformes, Serrasalmidae. Gene Ontology annotation, biological process: proteolysis.
AGUACUGCACUCUAAGUAAGGAAGAGGUCAGUACAUCGUCUACAAGAGAAAGCCACAGUGAGGCAGUCCUGUGAUGAGUAUAAAUACCUAGAGAGGUGUUCGACUCAUAGCGACUUACUGACAGGAUGAAUGCACUUCAGCGAGUGAUGCUUGCUGCAGUUUUCAGCACACUGACAUAUGAUGCCACGUAUGGAGAGGAAAUCAUUCAUGGUAAGAAAGCCAAGAAGAACUCCCAGAAGUACAUGGCAUCAGUGCAGGUCAACGGGAAGCACAAAUGUGGAGGAUUCCUCAUACACGCCAGCUACGUACUCACUGCUGCCCAAUGUGAUUACAGGGGGAGCAUGAGCGUAGUCCUCGGGGCUCACGACAUCUCUGCAAACAAUCUGAUCAGAUAUAAAGUGAAAGACAGGCACAAAUGCCUAUCAUACAAAAAAGUCAGCACUGGGGAUGACAUUAUGCUUCUGGAGCUUUCCAAGAAAGUUCAACAGGGUAAAUCUGUGAAGACUGUCAAAAUCCCGAGCAAGGACAAACCAUUCAAGCCAAACACGAAGUGCCUGGUGGCAGGAUGGGGAAAGACAGAGAAACAAAACGCAGUAAAUGACCUCAUGGUGACCUAUGUGUCAACCAUAAGUGACAAAGACUGCAAGAAGAAGUGGAAUAAUACACUCCCACAUAAUGUGCUGUGUGCAGGGACAAAAAGUGGUGUAUGCCAGGGUGAUUUCGGUGGGCCUUUGGUGUGCGGUGAUGUAGCAGUGGGCAUUGCCUCCUUUACUUCCAACAGAGAUUGCAAACAUUCAAAUGUACCCGAUGUCUACACUCAGAUUUCAAAGUACAUACCCUGGAUUAAGAAAAUAAUCAAGAAAGGCCUACUGAAAAAUAAAGCAUGCAGAUAAAAAUAGUGGUUUUCUGGACCACUGUUCAAGAGGACGAUAGCACAAAUACAACAAUGUACCCAGUGAUAAGACAGACAACUACUUCACCCAUGUCCUCCGAGAAAAGGUGCGAGGCACAGCGGUGUGAGGAAAUCACACGAGUGCACAAUUAUAGAGAAGUAUGUGGUGGAUGGCAACAGCUUUCAAGAGCUACUGAGGUACACUGAGCCAAAGCUAGACCCGGUCA